Diabrotica balteata is the source of this 1044-nucleotide messenger RNA. The record is from the annotation of a GenBank genome assembly. Lineage: Eukaryota; Metazoa; Arthropoda; Insecta; Coleoptera; Chrysomelidae.
UUUUUCCCGUUCUUUAUUGGGUCAACCCUACUGACCAUCUGCACCGCAUCCGACAUUAAUUCACAAGUAGCUACACAAUUCGGUCUCGACCCUCACUACCACCCCAUUCUCUCACUCUACCACUCCCAAGACAAGCUGGGUCACUAUGUUUAUGGAUACGCAACGCCUACUGUUGUGAAAAGCGAAAUUUCGGAUAAGGGAGUAACAAGGGGUGGUUACUCUUAUAUAGAUAUAAACGGACAACUGCAAACAGUUGAAUAUGUAGUAGACCCCAUUCAUGGAUUUAGAGUUGCUGCAACCAACUUGCCUCAAGAUGAUCCUGACGUAGCUUUAGCCAAAGCACAACAUAUUGCAGAAUACGCAGCCAUUAAGUCAAAUAAUGAGAAACUUGCAGCUGCUACCGUGGCAUAUUCUAAUCCUGUUGCGGUUCCUAUCGGCGCCGUUCCUGAUAUUUUGCUGCAUCAAGAACUCCCACAACCAGUAACUGAUCUCCCCGAAGUAGUUAGAGCCCGCAGUGAACAUCUAGCCAUUCUCAACGCUGCGUACGCUAGUACACCAGUAUUACCUGUUCCUCCACGACCAGUUCAAGACUUACCCGAAGUCAUUAGAGCGAGAGCAGAACAUUUGGCAGAGGUAGAAAGAAUCAAGCUCAGAAAUGAAGCACUUGCUAGACAAAUAAGCGUAGGAUACGUUCCCGAAAUUGGCGAUGGAGCAGUUGUUCCGAUAAAAACUGUAAUUAAUUCCUAUGUAGCACCGGCUCAAGCAGUGGCACAAACUGCUCAGUAUUCUUACAAUCCAGUUGCCCACGGUGACGGUAAUAACAAUUUGGGGAAAUAUUCAUAUGGAUAUGUAGGACCUCACAGUUCCCACUCGGAAUCAAGAUCCGAAGAUGGAGUUACUAGAGGAGGAUAUUCUUAUAUCGAUGCUAAUGGUAUAUUACAAACAGUGCACUACAUAGCAGAUGCUGAACAUGGUUUUAGGGUAGCUGCUUCAAAUAUACCAGUAGAUCCUUACCACGCAAAAAGAGCGGUGUAUAGAAGAUAA